Molecule: messenger RNA, 13371 nt
Organism: Cheilinus undulatus (humphead wrasse)
Lineage: Eukaryota; Metazoa; Chordata; Actinopteri; Labriformes; Labridae
Gene: man1b1a
Product: mannosidase, alpha, class 1B, member 1a
Exons: 14
Coding region: 318-2399 (693 amino acids)
Biological process (GO): N-glycan processing; carbohydrate metabolic process
Cellular component (GO): membrane; endoplasmic reticulum
Molecular function (GO): mannosyl-oligosaccharide 1,2-alpha-mannosidase activity; calcium ion binding
Source: RefSeq, a predicted model, not a curated record
CUCUGUCUCAUCUGUCUGUGGCGCUCAGCUCAGUCCCUAACUUUAACUAUGUUUCCCCCAGUUUAAUUUUUUUUUACCAUGUCACUGAGCCGCGGGUCCUUUUAAAUGACAGUCGGACUACUCUGUGGCUUGUUGUUUUUUCUACAAACCGAGCUGUGUCAUUUCGUCUCCUGUAAACAAACGACACAGCGGCAGCUCUCCUGUGGUAGCUAGCUAACAGCUGUGCAGCUUUAGAGGAAUAACGUCGCUGUGAGGUUCAGCCAACCAGGCACAAAGUGUUGCUUCUAUGACCUACAACUGUCCGCCCCGAUCAGAGGAUGUAUCCGCCUUCCAGAAAGGACUUCAUCUCUCUGACACUGAGUGAUCCACACAGUCACUUGUACAACAAUGGCAAACACCGGAGACAGUCCUGCUGGAGGAAAUGGAAGCAGCUGUCUCGGCUCCAGCGAAGCCUCAUCCUGUUCCUGCUGGCCCUGCUGCUCAUCUUUGGACUGCUCUCCUUUCCUAGCCUCAGCGAGCAGUGGAGAGGGUUUUCUGACAGGGACGACUGGCUGGAGCUGAAUGACAAUGAACUGAAGGCUGCUCUUCCAGGUGUGAAGCCUGUUUUGGGUCAACAUGCAGGUAGAGCUCCGGCUCCUGUGGCUGGGCCACAUGUGGGGCCAGCUGUAGAGCCAGAUGCAGGUCCUGUUGUUGGUCCAGAAGCUGUAGUGGAGCCCAGAGGACCAAAUGUGCCCAUACUACCUAAGCCUCCCAUUAAGAAAAAGCCAUUCCCAAACAAGAGAGGACCACCAGGCCUGCAGAAAGACGGUAAUAUGUCAGACACCGCCGGAGGAGAAAAGAAAGAGCAAGAGGUGGCUCAAGAUGAGGGAGAGGAGGAGGAGAAAGAAAAGACUAUCGUCAGCUGGAGAGGAGCGAUGAUUGAAGCCGACCAAGCCACAGAGCCUCCGCCCUCGGCCAAUGAGAAAGAAGCAGCAGCUUUCCCGGCCCCAGUGAACCCUGCUGACUCCGUCCCUGUUGAAGUUUCAACUGGAUCUGUGGACCGACUGGAGGCAGUACGUGAUGCUUUCAGACAUGCAUGGAAAGGCUAUAAGAGCUGUGCCUGGGGUCACGAUGAGCUAAAGCCCAUCUCUAAGUCUUUUGGGGAGUGGUUUGGCCUGGGUUUGACCCUCAUUGACUCCUUGGAUACCAUGUGGAUUUUGGGCCUUAAAGAAGAGUUUGCAGAAGCAAGAAACUGGGUGGAGAAUGAUCUCAACUUCAACAAAAAUGUGGAUGUGAAUCUUUUUGAGACAACAAUUCGUGUCCUUGGGGGUCUGCUGAGUGCCUACCAUCUAACAGGAGACCAACUCUUCUUUGAAAAAGCUAAAGAUCUAGGGUCAAGGUUGAUGCCUGCCUUCAAAACUCCCUCAAAGAUCCCUUUCUCAGACGUCAACAUUGGGAAGGGAACAGCUCACCCCCCUCGAUGGACGUCAGACAGCACGCUGGCCGAGGUCACAAGCAUUCAGCUUGAAUUCAGAGAGCUCAGCCGCAUCACCCAGGACCCGCAGUACCAGGAUGUUGCAAAUGAGGUGAUGAAGCUGGUCCACAAGCUUCCAGGCAAACACGAUGGCCUGGUGCCCAUGUUCAUCAACACCAACAGCGGCCAAUUCACCCACAAAGGAGUAUUCACUCUAGGUGCCCGGGCAGACAGCUACUAUGAAUACCUGCUCAAACAGUGGAUCCAGGGAGGCAAGACGGAAGACGACCUGUUGGAGGACUACCUUCAAGCUGUAGAAGGAGUAAAGAAACACCUUGUGAGACAGACGGGUCCAAACAGACUGACAUUUGUGGGAGAGUUGAGCCACAAUCGCUUCAACGCAAAGAUGGACCACUUGGUGUGCUUCCUGCCAGGAACCCUGGCACUUGGGGCUCAUAAUGGCCUCCCAGGGGACCACAUGGAUCUGGCCGUGCAGCUGAUGGAGACGUGUCAUCAGAUGUACAAACAGAUGGAGACCGGACUCAGCCCAGAGAUCGUACACUUCAGCUUGCAGCCCAGUGAUGGACGUGAUGUUAUUGUUAAGCCUGCAGACAGACACAACCUGCUGAGACCAGAGACGGUGGAGAGCCUGUUCUACAUGUACAGAUUCACUAAAGACACCAAGUACAGAGAGUGGGGCUGGGACAUACUGCAGAGCUUCAAUAAGUACACCAAGGUGCUUGAUGGAGGCUACACGUCCAUUAACAACGUCCGAGACCCCGCGAACCCCGGACCCCGAGACAAGAUGGAAAGUUUCUUCCUGGGUGAGACCCUGAAAUACCUGUACCUGCUCUUCUCUGAUGACACGGACCUGCUCAGUCUAGACAAGUAUAUCUUUAACACAGAAGCACAUCCGCUCCCCAUAUGGCCCUCUGCACCAAAGUGAGCUCUUACAAAAGCUGUCUGUAAAGAUCAGACCCUCUGACGUCUGUGUGAGUCAAAGGCUGUGAUGGCAGGAGCAUUUCUUCAGACACUGUCCACGCCGGACUGCUGGUGUGAGGCAGAAACCAGAUCUGUGCCAUCCGCCUGUACUGUGAUGUGUGUCCUUGUGGAGGGGUUUGUUUUUUCCUUUUCUUUAUUUUUCCUAAGGAAAAGGUUUAUGUAAGAGCUGGUCUCUAAUGUACAAAAACUUUUUUAAAUGGGGUUUGACUAGCUGGAGCUAACAGGAGAGCUGAGAUGAGACAGUGGGAGGGUUGUGCUACUUUGGACUGGGUUGUUUUUUUUUAUUUAUUUAUAUGGAAGCAACAAUGAUAUCACCCUGGGUUUGUCUGAAAAUCCUCAAGCACAUCCCAGGUCAUUUCUGUAAAGUUAUCCACCAAUUCAUCCAGUUGAUUCAGCGAUGCAAUUGGUGCAGUAAUCAAUAAUGGAAAUCAGUGCUGCAUGUGGAGCUAAAUUUAUGUUUUAAUGGAUUGCUCUGGUGAAGGGAUCACAAAUUAUUAGAGAAGUCUUUCUUUUGGCAGCGCGCUUGCUUGUGUACAAAAACUACAAACAGGCGUAAAGUUGUGUUUCUUCCAUUUCUUUUGAGAUGUCUGUGCUUUGUGUUGUCUCAGCCUAAGUUUGUAUGAGCAGUGGGGCUGCUGGAGUCAGUGCCUUGUUUGAAGACAAAUGUAGAGUAUUUCUAUAUCUGACAUGCCAUCUUUAUCGAAGUGAGGACUUUGAGUAAGCUGUAAGCUGGUUUACUUGCAAGUACACCAUGACCCUAGCCUUGCAAAGCAGAUGGAUACGGCCAUGUUUUCCACUGGUGAAUCCAUCUUUCAAGGCUCCCCUCGGAACCAUUUGGGCCAGGUUAAAAAGUGAAAGGACCAAUCAGCGUCGAGGGACAGUACUCUCGGGCAUAUCGGAGUCGUGACGUAAACAAGCAGCAACAAGAGACCAGUGCAAUUAUGGUGGAAGACAUUAGCGUGGAUGUUGCUAAAGCGGCAGUUUUAUCAGAACUUGAUGUCAUUUCUUUGUUAAAAGACAAACAGAGAACAGCAGUGAGUUGUUUUCUUUCAAAAACGACAAAAGUCGUGUACUGACAUGUCUAUGGUCACCAUGUUUCGUGUUAUGCAGUUCUGCAUGGAGUUUACACCUUCGGUAGGGGCACAGCUUGGUAGUGGCUAUGUCAUGUGUUUUGUUGCUCUGAUUGGCCCGUAAAGAUGUGAUAGAACAUUUAUCCAAUCACUCUCCGAGUUUUUUUUUUCAAACAUUUUGCCCUUUCCCAAUCGCUGUCUAUGAGUGGUUUUCCAGAUGGAUGCAUGCCAGGUUACCAUGACCCAGGAGGUUCAUAAAUACAAUAAUACCAGACAUUAUACUGUGGCUAUAAAGUCUUCACACCCCCAUUUAAAAAGACACAUUUCUGUGGUAAAAAUGAUGCUAAGAUAACCUGACAUGCCAGAUGGAUUUGUAACGGGUGUAUCCAUCUGCUUUGCAAGGUUAAUGCUAAGAUGUAUUGAUUUAAAAAUGUUUGACCUGCAAUGUGACCUGUAACACAAUGGGAAAAAAUCUUUUAAGAGGAAGUUUUUAAAAAACAAGCUGCAUAAAUAUGUUUAGCCCCCAGACUAACUCUUUGUUGAAGCACCUUUUCAGUUUUCAUCACAGCAUUUUAUCCAUUUAUCAGCAUGGCAAAACCCAGCUUGGCAAAAUUUGCCUGCUCACCUUUUCAAAAAUCGUCAAAAUCAUUCAACUCACAAGAGCAUUUCCUUUGCACAACCCUCUCUAGAUUUUCAUCAGGAUUUCGGCUCUGGAUGGGCCUUUCAUUUUCUACUAGGUUAUUGUUACGCUGAAAGUUGAAAUUCCUCCUCAUUUUAAGCUUUCCAGUAGAUGCCUGAAGGUUGUUUUCCAAAAUGGACUGAUAUUUGGAGCUUUUAUGUGAUGAUUGCCCCCUGGUGGGCAAGAUCAGCCUUCUGCUGCUGUUUAGAGAAGUUUAACCGUCUUGGUUGUCACUUUUGUGUUUAAGCUUGUUUUAUUUUAAAUCGUUGAAGGAAAGAAAGUUGCUGUUUAACUGGAUGUGCUAACUGAUUAAGUGACAAGCCCAGGUUAUACUUCUGUAGGACAUCAUUAGAGAAAGAACACCCAGAGAGGAGCAAAAAGCAGGUUUAUUUCUUUAGGGAACAAUACCGUAGCACCAAACAGAUUUUUUCAAAUCUUGACAUCAAAUAUUGCAGAUUAUGACUGUUUUUGAACUCAUAUUACAGCACCAGAACACUGACUAACAGCUGAACGUGGUCCUUAUAUCUUUAAGCAACACUGGGCGUGAUGCAAGAGAUCCAUUCAUCCUUUUCUUUCACUUUCCUCACUCUCCUGUGCCUGUGAGUGUAUUUUACAAUGUGGAGAUAGCUGUGCAUUAACAAUAUCCAAUAAUAUCCGUGUUCAAAAUGCGUUGUGUCCUGACUUGUGCAAACACAGAAGCAAAUCUAUUCAGCUCAAACGCCCAUCAAUACAAAGCACCUUACGUCUGAUUCUCUUUCUUCCUUUCAACAUAAAAGCACUAGAUGUCAUAUUUUUACAAGGAGAAACGGAAAUUCAUAGGGCAGAGAAUUCAAUAUUUAAUGGAGUGUGGACAGCAAGUGUGCCUGAUGCUCCCAUGCUUCUCCAAACAGCAGCAUUACUAACCCAAACACUUCAAAAAUACUAGAACUGUCCAUAUUUUUGUGGACUUUCAUCUAGUGCAGUACGAUUUGGUAUUAAUGUGCAAUUGAAAUUGUAUGGAGCAGUAUUGUGAUUUACCAUGUAAUACAUAAUGUUAUCAUGAGUCUACUUGCCCCCACAUCCCCCAACGAGACAAUCGGUGUAGAAAAUGGAUGGAUGGAUGUAGUCUACUUGCUUGGAUUUCAAGAAAAAUGCAGAGAAUAAUGAUCAUUUGAAGUGUGUUUUUCUCAGCUCAAAUCAUACAAUUAUUUUGAAAAUGACAAAAGCUAAAAUUUUACAGUGUUGCUUUCAAAAUAACUUAAUAUUUUCCAAAAAAUAGAAUUAAUUUCUUUUUUAAAUAAAGGUACUUCUACUAAGUGCAAUAAGCGGCACUGUUGUAAUCAUAAAGGCCUUUUUGCAGGCAGUUUUCUAAACCUUUCAACUUAAUACAAAAAUGAUUUCAGCCUAUUAUGUAAUUGCACUACCUAAAAUUGUGAUUGCAGUAACGAUUAGAUAAACAGCACCGAAGCUAAUCUCUGGCUGGAACUUUUCUGAUUUUAGUGAUUUGAAUGGUCUUCCAGCUGCUGUAUAAGGCUCCAUACUGACAAAACUUACAGUUUGAAUUAACAUCUCUGUUUUCUGCGGCCGUCAGGGGAUGUUAACCUGUCUAAUUUUGAGGAGGUGGAUAUGAAAGGCAUGGUGCCACAGCUUCACACAGCAGUCAAUGGUUCUGCUCCUGUCCUAGACUCUUUUUGCCCUCCAGGCCACCGCACUGGUGACGUGACUGAAAGCUACUAACUGUUCAUUGUGUUUUGAUAAACUGUUUAUGGGCUGAACACCCAAUAACGUCAGAGAGUCAUCCGUAACUUUGAUUUAAUAAUGAAUGUAUUCUUUGUUGUGUGAUUUUUUUAAUUUGAACAGGUUUUCAUUGAGUUGAAUCAUCACUAAGUGAGUUUACAUGCACUAUACUAGUGUAUCUUAUGACUAGUCCUGGUUUUGUUUAGAUCUGGUUGUAUGAGCACCUGUUUUUCAUCAUAUAAGGAGGAAGAAACUAAAGCUGCUGUGUGGUCUAAAAAAGGGAAAGUUUAUCCACUUAAACCCGCUGUGUUUGUGUUUAACCCUUUCUUUUCUCAGUUCUGGCACUUUUGCAUCCAUGAUUCAUCCUCCUAUUUUGGGUGACUAACUUGAGAAGUUGAAAUAUUGUCCUCACACUUGCAGAAGUUUGAGUCAUAGCUGUUUAGUAAUGCUGACAGCUUGAAGGAUAUAAAGUGUAGGUGCUGUUUAGAAGCACCCACAGCCUGUUAUUAUGUUUAUUUCAUCACUUUAAUGCUUCCGUCCAGAUGAUUCUGUAUUCUGUGGUUUAUUAAAAACAGUCAUUUUCAUGUUUUAACAGUUUCUUUCAUAAUAAUUCACUCUAACAGAGAGCCAUAGACUGCCCUGCAUCACUGAAUGUGCACUACAUUUGCCAAGCUCUGCUGUGCCUAUUUAACUUUACCGUGUUACUUUUUGUUUUUUAUGGCUGCUGUAUCAGUGGUGUUGAUCUGUGAAGUGCAAUGAGUGAAAGUUAAAUUUAUGAGUUGUAUUUUCACUUUGGAUGGGUGGCUGAUAAAUUAAUACAGCUGUAAAUACUUUAAUGUAAAUUGUUUGUAUCUUUUUUUUCAAAUGUCUUUUGAUAAUAUCUCAUCUGAAACUCUGUACGGUCAUAUCAGAAAGUUUUUUCUGUAAGCCCACUGUUUCUUUUCAUAACAUUUUUGGGGGUUUGCCUUCAUUUAAAUUUAACAGUGGAGUAAAGUGGGCCAGAUUUAAACAUGGGCCCUCCCAAUACACCCCUUUCUUCUGCCACUUGGCCCAACCUCUGCAUUCUGCGUGAUGACGCCUAGGGUUAGGAUGUCCUGAUUCUUGUUGAAGUGGGGAGUAGGGGGAGGAUUUUCCAGACACACACACCAAACAGAGUGUUAUGGGAAAUCUCCCAGAAUACCAUGUGAAUCGUCAGCAGGAUGUCUGCUCUGGUGUCAAAAAAGGUGUACAAAAGUCAGUGAUUCUUAGUAAAUAAUACUUGACAACCAUAUUAUCUUAUAAUUUAAUUUUGUUUCAACACAUUACGGUUCUUCUGUGUUAAACAACAUCUGAAAAAUCACUCGUAGUAAAAAUGCCUGAUAAGGUUGCAUCUGUUUAUGUCAAUGCUCUUGAUGACGUAUCAGGAACUUAAAGGGUCACCCCAUUUUGUAAGGAGCAGAUUUCACCCCCUACCCCUUCAUCAAGGGGUUGGAAUUGUUGGAGGACUAUAGCUUCCACAUCUUAGGUGCUACCUAAGCACCAUGCUCACUGCUUUAUUACAACAACUUUUAUCCUUUCACAUUUUUUUCCUUGGAUAAUUCAUGGUUACUAAUCAAAUGUAAGCCUCAUGGUGCCACUAAAUAACAGGCAAUAUCAGGAAGGGGAUCAGUGUAGUAAUAAUGUUUUAUCCUUUUGUAAUAAAUCUGCACAGUUCUUCUACAAUCCAUCAUACUGGGCACAUUUACAUGCACUCAAUAUGAAGUCAAGCUAAUGUUAAAGUUUGAUAAGGCAGUUUAAUUGGAUUACUGUGCUUGUCUUGGUGUUUAUAGGAAAGGAGAAUCGAUUUCAGACGAUACCAUGGUACCACGGUAGAUGGCAAUAUCACUCCUUUCAGCUAGUUACUACUACCUAACUUUGUAAGCAGUGAACUAUUGUAAGUUUAAAGCUGGGCAUGCACUGAACUUUAGUUUUAUUUCAAAUUGAACUCAUUUGAGGGAUAUUUCUCCAAAAUAAUCGACAAAAUAUACCUCUUUAUAUCAUCACUUUUUUUGGAAACAUCCCAUGACCACUGUUAGUGUCUUGCAACCCCCCAGGGUUCCCAACUCCCACUUUAGGAACCACUGCUCUACACCAGAAGUUCUCAGCUGGUCUAACAUUAGGACCCACCAUCACCUCCUAAAUUACAUAUCCUGACCCAAAUUUCUUACAUUUUGUGAUCAUUAACAAAGUUUUUAUUUGUAAGGUAUAUUUCUGGGACAUUUAUUCCUUUAUUGACAGAGGCAGACAGUGGAUAGAGUCAGAAAUGGGGAUGUGAGAGUAGGGGUGAAAUAUGUGGGAAAGGAGGCACAGGCUGGACUUUAUCCCAGGCUGCCCGCGCACAUGGGACAUGACCUAACCACUAGGCCAUCUGUGGCCCAUAACCAAAGGUAUAUAAUAAUAAUUUUAAAAAAAGAAGCAGUUUAGACUUAAGACAACCGAGAUGCAAACAUUUAACAUAAAAUCACAUUUUUUUAAUGGCACACAUCCACGACCCACUGAAAAUGGUUUCGCAACCUACUUUUGGGUUUCUACCAGUUGAAGAACCAAUGCGUUGUACUUUUGGCACAGAUGCGAUGCAUGCUAUCCCUCUAGCUUAAGCAGAAUCCAGAGGUGGAGGACAACACGACUGUUCCUAUGCAAAGCAUUUAUGGUCAUUAAGGGUCAUAUCCCAGUGUUGACGUUGUCAAGCAUGUGCAGAACACCUAGUCCAGUUAAUCUGAUCAAGAUGAAUCCACUGCAGAGAAAAUCAGCAUUAUUUGUGUUUGAGUCUGACCUCCUGAAAUUUGAUUUAGUAUGAUAUUAGUCAGACUAACAUGCUUGUGUGAAUUUUAAAAGUCCAAUUUUUUUCAGACUAACCCAAUAAUUUCACUUUUCCUGGAUACAUGUAAAUGCAAAGACAGUUGGUGUGAUUUCUGAGACUGAGCCACAAAGGUUCAGUUUGUUUCUGUCUGAAACAUUACAAUCGCUGGAGUUAAAUCCUGUCAGCAGCAUUAGCAGUCAAACAUUUAUGAGGAUAGAGCUUUGAUGACUCAGUAAUUUAUGAGGUUUCUGCAAUCUCCCCAUCAACAAUAAAUAAAACUGAAUUAUCCUAAUUAGAAAAAUUAAUUUAAAAGAAUCCUCACACAUGCGAGAACAUCUGUACUCCAAUCUCAAAUUGCUCCAUUUUCAGUAUUUCACACUUUAUUAAACCAGAUUAAUUCUUAGCGCGCACAAAAUGAUGAUUAAAUGAGAGAUUUAUUACAGUGCAGUGUUAAAGAAGUGGAGAAAGUCAUGCGUUUAAUGUUUCUCUAUUAACCUUGAAUGUUAAUGUGCGCACUUUUAAAGCACACUUAAUCUGUAAAGGGAGAGUACGUGUUUUGUCAGGGCCUGUCGAGACAGUUUGAGCCACUUUAACAGGUUAAAGCAUUGAAGUUUUUUAAAAUAGUGCCAUUAGAAAAGUCUGAAAGCGGAUACAUAAUCUUUUUUUAGCAAUGCUUUUCAGAACUUCGAUCAUGAAUAAACAGAUAAGAAGAAUAGGUGAAGCUCAAACCUCUUUCAUUUAGAGGGAAUGAACUAAACCUGGAAACCACAAGUGAGGUGGGUGCAGUAUUCUCAAUUCUUUUGUUUUUGUAGGAUUGCUCUAAAGAUGCUUCUCUUAUUUCAAGGCUGAAAUAUUAUUAAUUUCAAUCUUUUUAACAAAACCAUAGAAAUAUUGUAAAGAUUUACUUACCCAGCCUGUUUGAGACACUUCAGAUCUAAGAAAUUUUUUUUCUUGAAGAUGUAAAUCUUCAAAGAUGCACUCAAAUAUUAACGGUAACAUAUCCCACCCUGUUUCCACCUUUAAACACAGUUCUCAGUGGUCUAAAUGAAAAAUCUGUGGAGGUGUUGACCCUGUAUAAACCAGCUCUGAACACACUUUCUUAACACGCUCAGUUUUGGUGUGUGUCUUUUUAAAUGUAAAGUAGCCUCUUCUAACCAUGCCCCUCUUUUCAUUGGAUUUUGCCGACACCCACCUGGGUGCUUGCAUUAGUUUUGGGUGGAGCUAGCAGUGGAGGAGCGGGUAUUUUUAGAACGCCUCUUUUUGACGUCAUAAUUCGCACAGACUCUAAAAUGACGGUCAGCUUUAGGCGGACCACAAACUGAAGAGCUAGGUUGGCUUAUUUCACAUUUUUGGACCAGUGGAUUCUUCAGAUAGCCGAAUUUAUGUGCAAAAAUACUUAAAUGUGUAUUUUCUAUUUAAUAUCCUCUUUUUCAUAGAGGCGCAGUCAUCUCCUAAACAGCUGGGUACUCUAUUUUUCUGAGAACGUGACUGGAGAAGACAGAAGUUGCUGUCGUCUUUAAGGUUUAUUUUGGGUAAUAGAUUGGUACUCAGUAUUAACUGCUGAAUGAUGGUGUGUUUUUAGACUGAACCAAAGUAAACUGGAGUGAGUUCAUAGUGUCCAGCUGUACCAGGACGAGACUCGUUUAGACGUUUUAGUCAGGAGUUCUUUAGCACAGAGGAAUGGUGUGAAGUCCACAUGUAGGCAGGUGUUUUAAAAACUAUAUAUUUCUCUAUUUUCAAAGAAAAUCUUGUCCACUCACUCUACAUAGUCAGAAACAUAUUUGUCUUCAUUUAAACAUAAAAAAUGCACUGUUACCUGCUGUAAAGAUCACACCAUGUAAACAGUAGUCUGUUCUUCACAAAGCAGCUCAUUCUUAGACAGCAGUGAUGUGAACAUUUUCUCUGCAAUGGCCAUUACAAUUUAAACUCACCAACCUGAAGCAGGUCUUGUCCAAAGCUGCUGAUGUUGGCAGUCAUCAGAGUAUUGUAUGAAGCAGCAGUGACCUCUGUAGUUCAUUCAGGUGUUUCUGUUCAUCAACAUCUAAAGAGAGCAACCGUGAGAGUAUAAGUGCAUCAGAAGUUAAGCCUGGCACACACUGAAGAUUUUAAAAUGACUUUGAAAAUAUGAGAGACCCUGUACAUGAUAACAAAUAUUCAUAGAUUUAACAGUUUUGUUUUUAUAGUGUAGUAUGUGCAAUGAGAUCAUCGACACAGUAACAGUAGUUGGAGUGUUGUUGCUUACGUGCCUUUUUUAAAUUGAGGUGUCUUUUCAUUAAAAACUGACCUCCAUGUGCAGGUGUAGGUACAGUGAAGUAAAUCAAUGUUUUAUCAUGGUGGAUGAAUUUUACAUAUUGCUCUUAUAUUCAGUUUAUUUUAAUGUAAAAGCAAGACUACUUUAGUGCUAUUUAGUAAUAAUAGCACUAUUUCUUUACCAUCCUAGCUGCUAAUGCUAAUACUGCAUCACCCUGUGUUUCUACCACGUCUGUUUUCUAUCAGUCAUAGCUGUUACAGCUAGUUUUCCACAUAUUGCUACAUUCAUCAAUUAAGUUGUGACAAUUUCUGGCGCUAUACAAACAGACUGACAUUUUCCAGCCUUGUGCCAAUCCAGGUCUCUAAUAUGCUUUGCCUGUAACUUGUGUCCGCUGGUGGUGCCAGCCAGGAGGUGUUUGCACUUAAAACACUUUAAAACAGCUUUUCUCUUUCAUUGUGAGAAAUUCAUUCAUGAGUUGACAAUAGUGGUUUAUUUAUUAGUAAUGGAGUGCAGGUUUUAUUGAAAGACUCCUCAGUUCAUAAAAAGGCAAGUAAGCAACAGGGGAGGGUAGAACACAGUGGGGUCCUACCCUCUUAGUUUCGUUCACCAACAACCGGUCUUCACUCUAUCUUGCACAAUUAGAUACAAACUCAGAGGAGACAAGCUAAAUGUGGCUAGCUGUUAGCUAGCUACAUCUAUUGCGGUAGCAGUUUCAGUCUAGCGCUUCUUCUUGUCUGUUAGAUUGUAGUUUGUUUCACCGUACAUAUUGUUUAAGCACUCUUGUUGCUGCCUUGAAUCAACAAGUUAUUUCUCUAUUUCAGGCGUCCAUCAAAAUUUUUAAUUACGUUUGCUAUUUUCUAUCCAUGGCUGUGUUUGUUCUUUCUCUCUUAGUCAGCUUGCUUCCUGGUUGGCUAAUGUUCAGUUCAACUUCACAGUCCUGCUCAUGCCUGCUCAGCUGUCUUCAGUGUUCCCCCACACUACAGGAUUUCUGAUCGUAUAUACUGAACAUGAUCUCUACACAACACAGGAAAAUCAUUAGAAGAUAAUCAUUAGAAACACUGGAAAAUUGGGCUUUUGCUGACUUUAGUUCAGAAGAGAGGAAGAUACAGUAUAGAUAACUGAGAACAGCCAUCCCAUGCAAGUAUCAUAGUGUUAAUAGCAAAUGCUAAUUUGCAACACCCGUCCCGUCUAUACACACAUAAAGGCUGUAAACAGAGAUUCUGUUAAUCUCCACCCUGGAAAGAGUGUACCUAAAGGUGCUGAUCAGUGACCUCAAACUCCAUUUGCUUGUGUAAGAAAUGCCAAAAUACACAAAAACCCUUCAUUUUCAAAAUAUCUGCCUACAUGUGCCUGCAGCAUAUCAGACUUUGGAUACAAAGCCAAUAUUUAAUAAGAAAAUUUUGAUUUUCAUGGUCAUACCAGUGUCUCAAAGUGCCAUUUUCACUACAGUGGCAACUGAAUUUUUCAAGUCAGGAUAAAAACUCUUUAUUUGAAUUCAUCUCCAAGAGAAAAUCGCGUCCCUAACAUUGGUGAACUUUCAAUAAAAAUGCAACUUUUGUAUCAACUAGAAUGCAAGAACAGAAAUGACUCAUGAGGCUCUAAUAUAAGCUCUUAAUAAGGCUAUUCAAACUCACUCUGCUUUGUGAUUUCACAUUUUCCAUUGCUGCCUUAAUGUUGAUGUUUUUACAGGAGUUGGGAAAUUUAAUCCCCUAUUUUAAUUUCUCAUGGUAAAGUUGGAUUAUUAGGGUUUCAUUAAAAAAGUCUUUUCUGAACUUUGAAGUCUUUUUAAAAACAAAAUUAAGUAGCUGGGUUUACACUAAUUCUUGUGCAGAGCUAUUAAACUUUCUCUAAUAGAAGCUGAUUGGCUGAAUCUUCCAACUUUUGAUGAUGUUGAAGGUAACUACUACACUCCAAGGGUGGUUUGUUUUUCAAUCAAAGCCAUAGCAUGAGACAACUCAGCUACUUUACAUGUAAACGUGCACAACAAAUCAUUUGUGUUGUUGAUGGUUGUUUUAUCAGCAGAGGCUCCACCUUCUGUGAUUGUGACCCUGAGUCAGGGGCCAAAGACACGGAUCAAUAUCACUUUUGCUGGUUAAAUCAAUUAAUUGAGCCGUACUGAAGGAAAAACACAUCUUGACACAGCCAAGAGUGCUAAAUCGAUAUCUUAUCUGCAUGUUCAGACAACAUACUGACAUGCAAAGAGUUUUCUUAAUAAAGAUUAUUCCACUUUAUUGCAAACUCAUGAUUAAAAGCUUUUUGUCUUUGGAAAAUGUCUUACUCAUGUGUUGAUCUAUGCUCACUGUACAGACGACUCAAUGAGCACUUUGUAACACACGUUGUGGCUUCUUGCAAUGUUCAGACUUCUCAAUUUUUCAAUAAAGC